CUUUUAUCGAGAGAUCGAGAUACUUUUCGGGCGCAAUGAGUCUCUAAAAUUACGUAAACUAUUUCAGAUUUCGCAGUGGUUAUGCGACUGAUUAACUUGGAAAGGGCGUGUCUCCUGGUGACAGCAAUCUACGGAUUGGUUAAUGCUGAUACAUUUACAUUGGGAUAUAUCACUGGGUCAAAACGGCGAAUGGGGGAUCUAGAGUACCAGAGACCUGGAUACCGGAUUUCGGGGGCUAUAAAUCUUGCUGUCGAAGAGGUAAACACCGGUGAGCUCAGACAUCUGGGACACAAACUGGACUUCAUAGUGGCCGAGACAUACGGCGAGGAGGACACUAGCAUUCUGGUGACCGCUGAACUGUGGACAAAAAACGUCAGUGGUUACAUUGGACCCCAAGAGACUUGCGUUCACGAGGGUAAAAUGGCAGCAGCGUUCAAUUUACCGAUGAUUUCUUACUUUUGCACACAUCACGAAACCUCGAACAAUGUGGAGUUUCCAACAUUCGCUAGGACACGUCCACCGGACACCCAGAUAUCAAAAUCCGUUGUUGCGGUACUUUUGAAAUUCAACUGGACAAAAGUCACCUUAAUGUACAUGAACUCGACACUAUUCGAAUUCAACAACAAGAUGUCAAGUGUAGCUGGCACAAUUAUCCGAUCAUUUCGCUCCUCCGGCAUAUCUGUCACCUACGAGAGAUGUUGGGCCGAGCCCUACCUCGUGACACACAUGAAUAAUCCAUUUCAUCGUCUCGUGGAGACGUCAUACCGAGAGACACGAAUUUAUGUUAUACUCGGUAACUAUGAUGAGCAUAUGGGACUGCUGAUGGCACUUGAUGAGAGAAAAUUAUUGGAUAAUGGUGAAUACUGGGUGGUCGGCGUAGAUAUAGAGCAAUACGACGAGCACCAGCCCUCGAAAUACCUCCGCGGCCUCCUUCAGGAGCACACAACCCCCUCCCUCCUUCGCGCCCACCGCAGCUACUUCAGUAUCGUCGCCUCCCCUCCCAGGAUCUCCAAGAAUUUCACAAGAAUCAUAAAUGAAUACCGAGGAAAGCCUCCAUUCAACUUCACAAACCCCCUUGCGACCCUCGGGGGUCUAGUCAGGAUCGUACCGGAGACGGCUUACCUCUACGAUGCUGUACAUCUCUAUGCCAGAGCGUUAGUCAGUGCCUUGAAAGAGGGACGAGACCCCAGGGAUGGAAGGAAAAUGGUGGAGAUGCUACAUGGGGUUCACUAUCGCAGUGCCAUGGGAUACAUGGUAUACAUGGACGAGAACGGCGAUGCAGAGGGAAACUACACGCUCAUUGCCCUCGAGGAUGAUCCCGAGGAAGGUCACGGUCUCUACCCAAUAGGACACUUUGUCGGUAAAGAGGAAUCGUCCAAUUUGCCGAAGUUACGUCUUACGAGGGACAUAACUUGGAUCGCUGGCGCUCCACCCGUGGCUGAACCAUUUUGCGGAUAUCAUGGGGAAAAAUGUUAUUCGCACACAGGGGAGAUUGUCGGGGGAAUUGCUGGUGGAAUACUCCUAAUUCUCAUAGCAAUUAUCCUGAUACUGUACAGAAACUGGAGGUACGAACAGGAGUUGGAUUCACUACUUUGGAAGGUCAAUUACAAGGAUAUACAGAUCAGGGAGACCAAGGAGGAGGGCGGGACUGUUGAACCCACCCACAAGCCUAAUACCAAGCCAGUGGUCAGAACCAGUCAAGUAUCACUAAGUUCAAAUCCCGAUGCUGAUUUUCGAUAUUCAAUGAUCUACACACAGAUUGGAUUCUAUCGGGGUCGAAUGUUUGCUAUAAAAAAAGUCAGAAAAAAAUCUAUCGAGAUCACAAGAGAAAUGAAGAAGGAGUUAAAAAUGAUGAGGGAUUUACGACACGAUAACCUGAACGCCUUCAUCGGUGCCUGCACAGAUCCCCCGAACAUCUGCAUCAUCGCCGAAUACUGCGCGAGGGGAAGCCUAAAAGACAUCAUCGAAAAUGACGACAUGAAGUUAGAUAACAUGUUCAUGGCGUCCUUAGUCGGUGAUAUCAUCAGAGGGAUGAUGUUCCUGCACGAAUCGGUGAUAAGGUACCACGGAAAUCUCACUACAUCUAACUGCCUAGUCGACUCAAGAUGGGUUGUCAAAAUCGCUGAUUUUGGAUUACGUGAAUUCAAGAGGGACGCUGAUUGCGAGCCCCAGGAUGUCAUGAAGAAAUACCAAAGUCUGCUGUACCGAGCGCCGGAGCUUCUCCGUUCCCGUACAUCUCCCCCGCUAACCCGAGACUACCAGAAAGGGGAUAUCUACUCCUUCUCGAUAGUUCUCUACGAGCUCCACGGUCGGCAAGGUCCCUUCGGUCCGACCUCCUCGACCCCAGCGCACCUGCUCUCCCAGCUCUGCAAUCCCGUGCCCCCCAGCCUCCCCCUGCGACCAUCCCUGGAGCACCUGGAGAACUGCUUCGACUUUGUGCGUGACUGCCUUGAGGAGUGUUGGUCAGAAGAUCCAGAGCUUCGUCCCGACUUCAAAGCCAUCAGAAACAAGCUGCGACCACUUCGAAAAGGCAUGAAGCCCAACAUUUUCGACAACAUGAUGGCGAUGAUGGAGAAGUACGCCAACAAUCUGGAGGCACUGGUCGACGAGAGGACAGAUCAGCUGACUGAGGAGAAGAAGAAGACGGACGCGCUCCUGUACGAAAUGCUGCCAAAAUACGUGGCUGAACAGCUGAAGAAGGGCCACAAGGUCCAGGCGGAGGGUUUCGAUUGCGUCACGAUAUACUUCUCGGACAUCGUGGGCUUCACCCAGAUGUCGGCUGAGAGCACACCUCUGGAGGUCGUUGACUUUCUCAACGAUCUCUACACGUGUUUCGACGCAACGAUCGAAAACUACGAUGUCUACAAGGUGGAGACCAUUGGUGACGCCUACAUGGUUGUCAGUGGUCUUCCGAUAAGAAACGGUAUCCAACACGCUGGGGAAAUUGCCAGCAUGUCUCUCUGCCUUCUGGACAAGAUCAAGGAGUUCAGUAUUAGACAUCGACCUUUUGACAAGCUUCAGCUGAGAAUUGGCAUCCACUCUGGGCCUGUUUGCGCCGGGGUGGUGGGCCUGAAAAUGCCGAGGUACUGCCUCUUCGGGGAUACAGUUAAUACAGCUAGUCGGAUGGAGUCAACGGGACAGCCUCUGAGGAUUCAUUGCAGCAAGGAGACGAAACUGCUGCUCGAUAGGAUUGGGGGGUUUCAUCUGGAGGAGCGGGGGUUGAUAGAGAUGAAAGGAAAAGGGGAGCGGGUGACGUAUUGGCUGUAUGGGGAAGAGCCUGGGAGGAAGGAGGGAAAGAGACAGCAGUUGGAUCCAAUCCUGGUGCCUAAAAGUUCGCUGAAGAAUAAAGCGAUCAGGAUGAGCUUCCUCAGGUGUUCAAGUGAAUCACCGAAAAGGUUGAGAUUCGCCAGUUCUGAUCAGUUGGAUCAGAGCAAAGGGAAGACUGUGAUUUUUGGCGAGUGGAGUCCUUGUAAAGGGUGCAUGGAGGGCUCACGGUCCUCCAGCAGCUCCUGUCCUUGUGUGGAAAAACUAGAAUUCGGGGAGAAUUGCUUUAAUGGAGUCUGUAAGUCCGUUCCGGGGAGUCCUAGGUAUAUGGUCAAGGGUGUCGGGAGGUUCUGUCAAGUUUUGGCGGGAGAAGCUACCCCUCUGAUCUAAAAUGGCCUAAGUCUAGUAUUGCAAUAAGUAUUAAAAUCAUGACAAUGUACUUAAUUCAGAGUGAUUGCCCAGUGUAAAAAUGAAUCGAUUUCAAAAAUUAUUCUGAGGCGAUGGGGUGCGACAAUCAAGGAAGGCUCGUGUUUUGUGGAGCAAUCGUUUUUUCUAGUCAUUAUCCUAAAUAAAUGCAACAUAAUUUUCAUUACGAUAUGACGUAAGAUAAACUAUUUCAAUUAUCCUCUUACGUUCAAGUGAAAACAUUCAGAUAAGAAUUUCACUUGUUCUCAUAAAUGUUUCUUAACACAUCCAUCAAUAAUUAAUUACCAGUAUUAAGAAAAACGAUAAAAGAUAGAUAGAUUGAUGUCAAGAUCAAGGUCCCCAACGGUUGAACGGAAUAUCAAUGUACUUAUCGCUUAAUCGUUAUUAAUUAUCGAAUUAGAUAGACAUCUUGAGUGUGUGUCAAGUGAUUGGAAUCAAUCGAGUGUUUUAAAAAAAUCCACUCAACAUUGUUCCUCAGUAUCAACUCUACAUUCCUCAAUAAUAAAA
This is a messenger RNA of Diachasma alloeum, 4197 nucleotides long. Its product is annotated as guanylate cyclase 32E. NCBI's taxonomy places the organism in Eukaryota, Metazoa, Arthropoda, Insecta, Hymenoptera, Braconidae. The record is from RefSeq and is a predicted model, not a curated record. Bases 82 to 3654 code for a protein of 1190 amino acids. Gene Ontology annotation, biological process: receptor guanylyl cyclase signaling pathway; intracellular signal transduction; cGMP biosynthetic process. The transcript is spliced from 15 exons. Gene Ontology annotation, molecular function: protein kinase activity; ATP binding; peptide receptor activity.